CCGGUCCCGCCCCACGACGCGAUCAUGUGCCUCGUGAUCUCGCGAGAGCGGCCGGAGCGGCGGCGGCGCAGGAAGAUGGCGGCGCCGGGGACGGAGGUGGCGGCGGAGCCCGCGUCGGGCCCGGAGCAGGUGACCAGUAACGGCAGCGCCGGUAGCGGCGAGGCGGCGGCGCCGGCGGCCGAGACGCAGCGGCAGCAGCCGGCGCUCAACGCCUGGCAGGUCAUCAAAGGCGUCCUCUUCAGGAUCUUCAUCAUCUGGGCCAUCAGCAGCUGGUUCCGCCGCGGGCCGGCACCGCCGGAGCAGAGCAGCGCGGGCGGGACGCCGCGGGCCCCCAGCCGAAACCUCUUCCCCAAGGACACUUUAAUGGACCUCUACGUUUAUAUCUCGGAGCACGAGCACUUUACAGACUUCAAUGUCAGCUCGGCGCUGUUCUGGCAGAAGCGGGAUCUCGUCUACGGGGACUGGACCAGCGGGGAGAAUGCCGACGGGUGCUACGAACACUACGGGGAGGUGGACAUUUCACAGAGCGUCCAGCAGAACGGCUCCAUCUACGUCCACGUGUACUUCACCAAGAGCGGCUUCCACCCCGAUCCCCGGCAGAAGAACCUCUACAGGCGCCUCGCCACCGUCCACACCUCACGAAUGAUCAACAAAUACAAGCGCCGGCGGUUCCAGAAAACCAAGAACCUGCUGACGGGUGAGACAGAGGCAGACCCUGAAAUGAUCAAGAGGGCAGAAGAUUACGGUCCCGUGGAGGUCAUCUCGCACUGGCACCCCAACCUGACCAUCAACAUGGUGGACGACCACACGCCUUGGGUGAAGGGCAGCGUCCCGCCCCCCCUGGACCAGUAUGUGAAGUUUGACGCCAUCAGCGGUGACUACUACCCCAUCCUCUACUUCAACGACUACUGGAACCUGCAGAAGGACUAUUUCCCCAUCAACGAGACCCUGCAGCGCUUGCCCUUCCGCCUCUCCUUCUGCCCGCUCUCCCUGUGGCGCUGGCAGCUCUAUGCUGCCCAGAGCACCAAAUCCCCCUGGAAUUUCCUGGGAGAGGACCUCUACGAGCAGUCGGAUGAGGAGCAGGACUCGGUGAAGGUUGCUCUCCUGGAGACCAACCCCUACCUGCUGGCACUGACCAUCGUCGUCUCCAUCGUGCACAGCAUCUUUGAGUUCUUGGCCUUCAAAAAUGACAUCCAGUUUUGGAACAGCCGGCAGUCUCUGGAGGGGCUCUCCGUCCGCUCCGUCUUCUUCGGCGUCUUCCAGUCCCUUGUCGUCCUCCUCUACAUCUUGGACAACGAAACCAACUUUGUGGUGCAAGUCAGCGUCUUCAUCGGGCUCCUCAUCGACCUCUGGAAGAUCACAAAGGUCAUGGACGUCCGGCUGGACCGCGAGAACAAGGUGGCCGGAGUGUUUCCCUCUGUGACCUUCAAAGACAAAUCCACCUACAUCGAGUCUUCCACCAAGGUGUACGACGAUAUGGCGUUCCGGUACCUCUCCUGGAUCCUCUUCCCCUUGCUGGGCUGUUACGCCCUGUACAGCCUGCUCUACCUGGAGCACAAGGGCUGGUACUCCUGGGUGCUGAGCAUGCUCUACGGCUUCCUCCUCACCUUCGGUGAGCGCCCCACGUCCCCCAGGCUUCUCCUGCUCCUGCUGCCCACCGUGUCCCACCAUGAAGCCAUCACCACCCGCUGUGAUGCCACCACCACCCGCCACGAAGCCACUGCCGCAGCCCCCCAGCCGGCCCCCGAGCCUGGGGGUGGCCCCCCGGGGGGAGCCGCACCCGGCGGGGGCGUCCCCGGGGCCGUGCCCCCCCUGCCCGUGCUGAAGCCGGGUGCCAAGAGCAGCAGCAUCAUUGUCAGCCCGCGGCAGCGGGGUAACCCCGUGCUCAAGUUCGUCCGCAACGUCCCCUGGGAGUUUGGUGACAUCGUCCCCGACUAUGUCCUGGGCCAGAGCACCUGCGCCCUCUUCCUGAGCCUGCGGUACCACCACCUAAACCCCGACUACAUCCACGACCGCCUGCGACGCUUGGGCAGGAGCUACGGGCUGCAGCUGCUGCUGCUCCAGGUCGACGUGAAGGACCCCCACCAGGCGCUGAAGGAGCUGGCAAAGGUCUGCAUCCUGACCGACUGCACCCUCCUGCUGGCCUGGAGCCCCGAGGAGGCCGGGCGGUACCUGGAGACCUACAAGGCCUACGAGCAGAAGCCAGCAGACCUGCUGAAGGAGCGGGUGGAGCAGGAUUUCCUUUCCCGGAUGACCGACUGCCUGACCAGCAUCAAGUCGGUGAACAAGACGGACGCGCUGAGUCUGCUCACCACCUUCGGGUCGCUGGCCGCCGUGGUGGCCGCCUCCAGGGAGGACCUGUCCCUCUGCCCCGGCGUCGGGCCCCAGAAGGCCAAGCGGCUCUUCGACAUCCUGCACGAGCCCUUCCUCAACGUCCCCAAAUGAACCGCUGUCCCCCAAAAUCUCUGGUUUUAUAAUAAAUGGUGUUUAUCCUGGGGGGAACGGGGACACCCCCGCUGCUCCCAGCGUCACUCCGGCCGC
This is a messenger RNA of Calidris pugnax (ruff), 2541 nucleotides long. RefSeq names its product cleft lip and palate associated transmembrane protein 1 (gene CLPTM1). The coding region runs from base 25 to 2445 and encodes 806 amino acids. The transcript has 21 exons. Lineage: Eukaryota; Metazoa; Chordata; Aves; Charadriiformes; Scolopacidae. Gene Ontology annotation, cellular component: membrane; endomembrane system. The record is from RefSeq and is a predicted model, not a curated record.